AUGAUUCCGUCGGAUAUCUACGGCGCUACUAUCGAGACGACCAUGGCUGAUGUGGAGCUGUUGGCCGCACUGUCAGGAAUGUCGUUUUCAAGCUCACCAGGUGUGAUAGCGCGGACGAAAUGUGGGGAGAUGCUGACCAAGUCUCAGCACAUGGUUCUUGGGGCGGUGGUGUACUACCGUUCAGGAAGGGAGAAUAUCGCGCCCAAAAUCACCAUGAAGCACUGUCUGCUGGAGAUGCAAAACCACCUCAAGGCCGUCCGCUCAUUUUCAUCAACUUCAACAGAUGAUAGUAAACAACAUAAAAUCACAACCCUCUUCACCCACCCCUGGAAACACAACCUCUCCUCUGGCCCACCCCCCGCCCUCUCCUUGCAAGCAGAACUGAAAACUUACCCCCCUGUCGUUUCUGGUUCUCAAUCAAGACAUGAAGUGUUGACAUCGGGGCAUUGGAGUCUGAAGCCUGGGGCAAAAGUGGUGAAAUCCACCAGGAUCGUCGGGCCUAUCGGGUGUUUUCUCAACCCGACUCAGACUAGGACUUGGCUGCGUGGAAGUCUGGGGCGGGAGAUCGAGAUUCAAACCCGGAGUGUCUGUCUUGACUUUGCAGUACUAAAUAAGAAUUGCACGGCCGUAUUGUGUAAAUGCCCCGGUAGACCUGCCACCAUUGCCAGAGCUGUGAAGACAACAGGAUCGUUUGAGGUGUUGAUGGCGGUUGCGGCGGUGAAUAACGAUUUUUUUGGGGAGGGUGGGGAAAGGGGUGUUGGGUACUACGGCGAGGGAGCUAGCAGGCUGGGUUUUGUAAAGGGGAUCAGAAUGACGGGGGGUUGA
Messenger RNA from Podospora pseudopauciseta, 825 nucleotides. RefSeq lists its product as uncharacterized. The record is from RefSeq and is a predicted model, not a curated record. Bases 1 to 825 code for a protein of 274 amino acids. The transcript has 2 exons. NCBI's taxonomy places the organism in Eukaryota, Fungi, Ascomycota, Sordariomycetes, Sordariales, Podosporaceae.